AUGUCACAAAGGUACAAAAAUUUCAUGGCUCCAGAAAUCUUUGUAAGCCAAACCUUUAACCCAUUCCAGUCUGAUAUUUGGGCAUUAGGAGUGACAAUCUAUUUUAUGGCCACAAAAUGUCUUCCUUUUUAUGCUCAAAAUACAAAUCAUUUAAUUUCCUUGAUUAUGAAUAACAUGUAUGAUGAUAAACUUAUCAAAGAUCCUCUUUUGAGACAAGUUAUUUCUAAAUGUUUAGUAACUAGUCCAUUUCAAAGAGCAACUGUUGAUGAGUUGCUUGAAAUGCCGUAUUUUAGUUCUAAAAUCAGCAGCUCACCAAGUAAACCUAUCAUGAAACCCAUGGGAUUAUAUGUUAGACCAAGACUUAACAGGAAGAAUUCGGCAAAAUUUGGAUCUCAUUUAAGUUGGAAUCCAGAUCAAUUUGCUUUGAAGGCAUCUUCCCCAUCAACAGAACUUUCUAAUAAUUCAUUAUAA
Messenger RNA from Trichomonas vaginalis G3, 471 nucleotides. Its product is annotated as protein serine/threonine kinase protein. The record is from RefSeq and is a predicted model, not a curated record. Gene Ontology annotation, molecular function: ATP binding; protein kinase activity. Gene Ontology annotation, biological process: protein phosphorylation. Bases 1 to 471 code for a protein of 156 amino acids. The transcript has a single exon. Lineage: Eukaryota; Parabasalia; Trichomonadida; Trichomonadidae.